UGUGUCUGUACGUCCAGUGGCUGGGUCUCAGCGGUUAGCAAUGCGCUUAUAGGGGGUCAGUACGUCCUGCGUUGUGAUCCGCGGAGGGAUACACUGGUGAGCAGGCACAGACGUAGCUUGUAAACAAAACUCAGCUGUUUAUUUAGCCUAGCAAUAUCUCCGGACUAUAGUAGCUGCAAUGGACAACUUUUAACGCGAUUUUGAAGAGUUUCUUGUAGCGGACACAGAUCCAGAGCCAUACCUGUUUGAGCCAGAGUACACAGAUGAGGAACUCCAUGUGUUGGAUGCUGAGCAGGUGAGAAGAGAGGCUGAAUCCUCCGCUCCCAUUUUGCUGCACAGAAUGGGAUUCGGUGCUACCAUCGUUGGGGAGAUAUAUCAUCAGGAGGAAAAGCGCCGCAGAGAGUGCAUCACAAGGAGUGAAAACUUUGCAGCAAUCACUAAUCCUGGCAUGAUUGAAACUUUUUUUUCAUGUUCCUAAGAUGAACUGGAAAAAAACGCUGCAGGCCUGCAGGAGCUGAUGGACAGCUUUCAGUCGGGAAUGGCAAUAUAUAAGAAUGGCUUGACCAUCUGCGCCCUUCUAGUGACUCUCACUAUUUUGGAAACAGGGAACUUCAAUGAUUCUUCAAGUCAGGUUUUACUGGUACACAAUGAAGAAGAACCCUUUCUACCUCACACCAGGGAGAAAAGGAAUGUGCCUACAAGCCAAUGGAAUUACAUCAUUGAUGUUGUAGUGAAUGCCUCUAAUGUAGAAACAUUUGAGCAGAUUCGGUCCUCAUUGAAUGCCACUAGUCUUCCCAGUCAACUGGAUAACAACACAAAGGUCUCUGACAUUAGCAUCACAACAGUGUGUUCCUCGACUGGAACUGGCUCCCUAUGCAGAUGUGAGGAACAUUUUGCUUGGCCAUACAGCAGCUGUGUCACAUAUGGAGCCUGUGAUCACUUAUCCAGUGGCAUCUGUAAAUGCAUCAAUGUCAUUCCAGCUGAUGGCCAGUUCUGUCAGCCAAUAUCAGCACUGCUAGCUCAGGUUGAGUAUGCAGUGGAUGUGGAGCUGAAUGUAGCAGAUUUUGAAACAGUGGACUACCUUAGGAGUUUCCUGGACAAUGGCAACGUCCCUCUGACCUUGGCUCCCACUGUGAAUGUCACACAAGUUGACAUCACCACUGUGUGUUAUCUAAAUGGUACCAACUCCCAGUGCCGAUGUGAGGAACAGUAUGUGUGGUCACAUGGAGACUGUAAUACGUAUGGAGCCUGUGAUGAGGUCAUUGACGAAACGUGUGGGUGUAUCAACAAUAUUCCAACCAAUGGGCGAUUCUGCAAGCCAAAGACAGCUCCCCCAGUUGUUUACGAAUACAUCCUUUCUGUUGAGUUGAACAUCUCAGAUGUCACACUAAUAAACCAACUCAGGAUCAUUCUGAAAAACAUCAAUUACCCCAUCAACAUCAACAACCAAAUACAAAUCAACAACAUCAACAUUUCUACAGUUUGCUCUCUGAGCAGUGGUGGUUACCAGUGCAGAUGUGAGGAGCAGUAUCUUUGGUCAUGUGACCAGUGCUUUACGUAUGGGUCCUGCAACAACAUCACUGAUGACACAUGUGGAUGUAUCAGUGCCAUUCCCCCUGAUGGAAUAUACUGCCAGCCUGCUGAUUGGAACAACUUCACAGCUUGUCCCCUAACAACAGUCUCUCCAUCACCAACACCAACAACUCCUCCAGUUGUUUAUGAAUACAUCUUUUCUAUUGAGUUGAACAUCUCAGAUAUUACAGUAGUAAAUCAACUGAGGAACAUUCUGAGAAACAUCAAUUACCCAAUCAGCAUCACCAACCGAAUACAAAUCAAUGAUGUCAACAUUUCUACAGUUUGCUCUCUGGGAAGUGAUGGUUACCAGUGCAGAUGUGAGGACCAGUAUCGCUGGUCAUGUGACCAGUGUUUCCUGUACAGAUCCUGUGACAACAUUACUGAUGACACAUGUGCAUGUAUCAGUGUCAUUCCUCCUGAUGGACAAUACUGCAAGCCUGCUGAUCAGCACAGAUUCACCUCCUGUCCUGUUGCAACACCCUCUCCAUCACCAACUCCUCAAGUCAUCUAUGAAUACCUCAUAUCUAUUGAGUUAAACACCACAGAUGUUACAGUAAUAGACAGACUGAGGACCUUCAGUUACCCAAUCAGCAUUAACGAUGACGUUCAAGUCUCUGACAUCAACAUUACUACAUUUUGCUCUCUGAGCAGUGGUGGUUACCAGUGCAGUUGUGAGGACCAGUAUCGUUGGUCAUGUGACCAGUGUUUCCUGUAUGGAUCCUGUGACAACAUCACUGAUGACACAUGUGGAUGUAUCAGUGCCAUUCCUCCUGAUGGACAAUACUGCCAGCCUGCUAAUCAGCACAACUUUACAGCUUGUCCUCUUACAACAACUCCAUCACCAACAGCCUCUGCAGCUCCUCCAGUUGUUUAUGAAUACAUCAUUUCUGUUGAGCUGAACAUCUCAGAUGUCACACUAAUAAAUCAACUCAGGACCAUACUGAGAAAUAUCAGUUACCCUGUCAGCAUCAACAACCAAAUACAAAUCACAAGCAUCGACCUCUCUACAGUUUGCUCUCCGAGCAGUGGUAGUUACCACUGCAGAUGUGAGGACCAGUAUCGUUGGUCAUGUGACCAGUGCUUUAUGUAUGGAUCCUGUGACAACAUCACUGAUGACACAUGCGGAUGUAUCAGUUCCAUUCCUCCUGAUGGACAGUACUGCCAGCCUGCUGAUCUGCACAACUUCACAGCUUGUUAUGAUACAACACCAACUCCAUCUCCGACAUCUCCUCUGGCUCUUUAUGAAUACAUCAUUUCUGUUGAGUUGAACAUCUCAGAUGUCACACUACUAAAUCAACUCAGGACCAUUCUGAGACACAUCAGUUACCCUGUCAGCAUCAACAACCAAAUACAAAUCCAUGAUGUCAACAUCACUACAGUUUGUUAUCCAAACGGUAAAACAUUCCAGUGCAAAUGUGAAGAACAGUAUCGUUGGCCCUGUCAAAUGUGCUCUACUUUUGGCAACUGUGAUGAUAUAACUGACAAUACUUGUGAAUGCAUCAAUGCCAUUACUCCAUAUGGGCUUUAUUGCCAGACAGUGUCCGAUCUCUUUAUUUGCCCAUCACCAAAUCCUCCAAAUGGUACAACAACUGCUGCACCAACACAGAACACUACCAUCUUAACACCAACCCCUACAGUCAUAACUGAUUCAACAUCUGUUGUGACAACAGAUAUGAACACCGCAACAGCUAAUACACCAACAGCAAGUCUAACUAGCUCAACAACAGUCUCUACAACAGCUGUGAACACAACAGCAGUUACAACAAUAACAACAACAACAGCUGUAACAAACUCAACAACAGUUGCUACCACAACAGCAGUUACCACAACACCAACAAUUAUAACAAACCCAACAACAGUCACUACCACAGCUGUGAACACAACAGCAGUUACAACACCAACAAUUACAACAAACUUCACAACAGUUUCCACCACAGCUGUGAAUACAACAGCAGUUACUAUGACACCAACAAUUAUAACAAACUCAACUGCAGUUGCUACAACAGUUGUGGACACAACAACAGUUACCAUGACACCAACAAUUAUAACAAACUCAACUGCAGUUGUUACUACAGUUGUGAACACAACAACAAUAAUAAACUCAACAACAGUUGCUACCACAGCUGUGAACACAACAGCAGUUACUACAACACCGACAAUUAUAACAAACUCAACAACAGCUGAUGCUACAGCUGUGAACACAACAGCAAUUACUACAACACCAACAAUUAUAACAAACUCAACUGCAGUUGCUACUACUGUUGUAAACACAACAACAGUUACCACGACACCAACAACUAUAACAAACUCAACAACAGUUGCUACCACAGCUGUGAAAACAACAGCAAUUACUACAACACCAACAAUUAUAACAAACUCAACUGCAGUUGCUACUACUGUUGUAAACACAACAACAGUUACCACGACACCAACAACUAUAACAAACUCAACAACAGUUGCUACCACAGCUGUGAAAACAACAGCAAUUACUACAACACCAACAAUUAUAACAAACUCAACUGCAGUUGCUACUACGGUUGUGAACACAACAACAGUUACUACGACACCAACAAUUAUAACAAAUUCAACACAAAUUGCUACAACACAUCCAAACACUACGACGACUACCACAGUUUCACUAACAACUGCAGUAACCAAUUCAACACCUGUUGCUACAACAGAUGUGAACACUACAACAACUGAUACGCCAAUAACACUUACAACAUAUACAACAGCAGUUGUCACAACAGGUGUGAACACAACAACAGUUCCCUCAGCACCAACAACUGUAACCUAUUCAACAACAAUUGCUACAACAGUUGCCACAACACCAAUGACAACUUCAACAACAGCUGCAACACCAGUAACAACUGCAACCUCUACCCCAGCUCCAACCACAGCUCUCACAACAGCAAGAAGCACCAAGGCUACUACCACUACUAUGAUGGCAUCCACCAAAGCCACUACCAGGGUUACUACUACUAUUUCCCCCACCACUACCCCCACAACUGCUACUGGUAGCAGUGCCCCUUCAACAACCAGGGCUUCCACUUCUGCACCUACAAUAACAACCAUGCCUCCUACUACAGCUGUUACAGGAUUUGAUGUGGAAAUGUCAGUCGAAUUAGACAAGGAAUACACAGCAGAAUUAAAUGAUGCAACAAGUGCAACAUACAAGGAUCUUGAAAGAAGGAUUAAUGCAGUGUUACAGAAGCAGUAUGAAGGACUCACAGGGUUUAUUGAUGUUUCUGUGAGCAGAUUCAGAGAAGGAAGCAUAAUCACAGACUUUGUUGUUGAGACAACUGAAGUUAUUGCGGAUGAAAUGGCUGAAGCAAAUGGAAAACUCCGUGAAGCAAUGCAGCCCAUUGCCACUGUCAUUGGCCCAGUUACUGCAUCAUACAACAGUACAACUACAAUCAGCUUUCCAAGCCUUACUUAUACUGGAAACACCAUGUCGCUGACGUGUGGGCCUCCUGAAAACAUUAAUGUAGGACUAAUCUCUGGUUCUGUGUGGAAAUUUCAAGGGAGGGAAAUUAAAGAGAGUGGAAGGCUUGAAGUAACUACUUCUAGCAUGAAGUCUGUGCUUACAGUUAAGAAUGUCAUCCUUGCUGAUAUUGGACAUUACGAAUGUACUCUGACGGGUGGAGUCAUAAAUUUCCACCAAAAUGGAGAUAUAACAAGAAAUGAAAUCAGACCAGCUCCCAUUGUACGACUACAGAGUAGAGUUAAUGUUAAAUGUGACGGGACAGAGGGACAAAAACCACUUCAGUGUUGCGUACAGUACCCCUAUAAGGUCAGGUGGUUUUUAGGCUCAACUGAUUUACCCUUAGAUGUCACUGUCACUACUAAUAAUGGAGAAACCUACUGCAUCACGCAUGAUUACCAGCUACAGAGCUGCAGCGAGUCACAGUCAAGACAAUUUACUUGUAAAGUAGAUGACCCUGAGGGUUACGAAAAGAUGACAAAUAUGAUAAUUUUCAGAGAGGAAUUUACAUGUAAGGAUCCACCAUAUGGGACUGGACGAGUAGACGACAUAUCAACCAUAGGAUGUGACAAUGGUCAAGAGGGGAGCAGGACUGCUGUCUGUCAGGAAACAGGAGAGUGGAACAUUUUGGAGGACACCUGCAUCAUAACACAAAUCAAGGAAUUAUUAAUUGAUUCAGAGGAUUUGGUUGUGGAUGAAGUACCAGUCUUUGUGGUGAAUCUAAGUGCCACUGUCAGAGAAGAAAAAACAGAAGUUGCAAAUUCAUCUGCAACCAUAUCAGCUAUUGUUGACAUCAUACAAAACAUUGCAACUGUUUCCACUGAGGAAGUCACUCGGCCUGUCAUAGAGAAUAUACUUGAAACAGUUGAUGUCAUCAUUGGUGAUGAUUCAAGAGAAUCCUGGGCAGUUCUGAAUGCAAAUCAAACUCGCAAUGCAAGCUCAGAAUUAUUGGCUUCACUCGAGUCCCUCUCUAAUGGGUUGGUCGGUGAGUUUGACUUUGCAACUGAACGGAUCCUGCUCAACAGAACCACAUUUAAUAACUCCUUCAGGGCUGAUCUGAACAACAGCAUCCUCAUAGACAUUCCAGAUACCAACUUGUUCAAUGUCUCUAUCACUACUAUCACCUUCUCCACCCUUUACAAUGUUAUGCCACCACGAAACUCCAGCUUUGAAGUCAGCCUCUUCAACACCACCAGUAACGACACAGUCACUGCUAAUGCCAUCAAUGCUGCUGUGGUGCUGGUCCAAAUAAAUGAAACAAUUAGGAAUGUUACGUUGAGCUAUGACAAGCUAAACAGUUCCCUUUCACUAUACCCACAGUGCGUCUUCUGGAACUUUACACUCUUUGAUAAACUGGGUGCUUGGGAUGAUAAGGGUUGUACGUUUGUUUCCGACAUAAACAACACCGUAACCUGCAGCUGUAACCACCUCACCUCCUUCUCAAUUCUGAUGGCAACAGACAUCCCUCAAGACCUGAUACUAGCCUUGGAUAUAAUCACUUAUGUUGGAGUUGGGAUAUCUCUGGCAAGCUUAGUUGUAUGUCUCAUUAUUGAAGGAUAUGUUUGGAAAGCCAUUACCAGAAAUAGCACUGCCUUCAUGCGCCAUGUUUCCAUCAUUAACACUGCCCUGUCCCUGUUGAUUGCUGACAUCUGUUUCAUCAUUGCUGCCUCAAUUGCUAAGAACCCCCUUGAAAACCCAAAGGAGGACUAUACAGUUUCAGUUGGACCAUGCAGCACGGCAACAUUUUUUAUGCACUUUUUCUUCCUUGCGCUUUUCUUUUGGAUGCUUGUGUCAGGCCUUCUGCUCUUUUACCGGACGGUCAUGGUUUUCUCCCACAUGUCCAAGUCAACCAUGAUGGCCAUUGGCUUCACUUUAGGCUACGGGUGCCCUCUGAUGAUAGCUGUUAUUACUGUUGCUGUCACGGCACCAAACAAUGAAUACAUCAGGAGAGACCAGGCUUGUUGGCUAAACUGGUUCGAGUCCAUGGCCCUGCUGGCCAUGGUGAUACCUGCCUUGACUAUAGUUUUCAUCAACAUUUUAAUUGUAAUUGUGGUCUUGUUCAAAAUGUUGAGAAGGGGUGUUGGAGAGGCUGCUCAAACAGAUGAAAAGCAUACAAUGGUGGUCAUUAUAAGGUGUGUGGUCAUUUUGACUCCUUUAUUUGGACUGACCUGGUCUUUGGGAGUGGGAACCAUGAUAUCACCAACAGAUAGAGGAAUCCAUAUUGCCUUUGCAUUCUUCAAUUCACUACAGGGUUUCUUUAUUUUAGUAUUUGGGACACUGUUUGACUCAAAGAUCCGUUCUAUCCUCUCAAGAAAGUUACCUACAUCAAGCACAGGCUCUGGCUCUAACCCAACAAGAAGUACAAGUACUGGCAUUUCUUCUGUCAGUGGACUAAGCUGGAUAAGUCGACUGCGUGGAAGACGAUAUAUCUACCGCGUGUCAGAAGCUGCUAACUCAAGCAGUACUGGUGCAUCAGAGUCAUUCAUCAAUAUCUGAAUCAACGCAAACUGUACACAUAAAAUUAAUUUCAUUACUGAAUCAAAAGAUCUACCUUUUAUUGUACAAUUUCUCAGUACAUAACCAGAAACUUAAAAGCAUUAACUUCACUAGGGUGAUACUGUUAAAGCUGGUGCAAUAAGACUGGUCAGAAUAAAAUAGUGUGGCCCCAAAGAGCAUUAGAAGAUGUUUGGAUAGUGAUGUUAUUUCUGUGAUGGGAAGCUCUAGCAGGUAUGACUUAUCCGAAAUGUAAAGUUCAGUGACACAAUGUGGUGAAUAAAACUGUGAAAUGGUAUUUGAAA
Epinephelus fuscoguttatus (brown-marbled grouper) is the source of this 7857-nucleotide messenger RNA. RefSeq lists its product as uncharacterized. Gene Ontology annotation, cellular component: membrane. Bases 518 to 7555 code for a protein of 2345 amino acids. The record is from RefSeq and is a predicted model, not a curated record. Lineage: Eukaryota; Metazoa; Chordata; Actinopteri; Perciformes; Serranidae. The transcript is spliced from 55 exons. Gene Ontology annotation, molecular function: G protein-coupled receptor activity. Gene Ontology annotation, biological process: cell surface receptor signaling pathway; G protein-coupled receptor signaling pathway.